This is a messenger RNA of Mercurialis annua (annual mercury), 585 nucleotides long. RefSeq lists its product as uncharacterized. The record is from RefSeq and is a predicted model, not a curated record. Gene Ontology annotation, cellular component: chloroplast. The transcript is spliced from 3 exons. Bases 89 to 442 code for a protein of 117 amino acids. Lineage: Eukaryota; Viridiplantae; Streptophyta; Magnoliopsida; Malpighiales; Euphorbiaceae.
ACCUUCUAAAAAUCAAUGGACACACCAAUUAAAAUAUAUUCAAAACUGAAAAAAUGAGCAAAUAAAACUUACAUUUUUCUUAAAAAAAAUGGCAGCCAAACUGGCUUUCUCCUCUUCUCUUAUCACUCAGACACAUGUUUUGCCCUAUUUAUUACCAUCAUAUUCCCCUCUAACCUUAGUUUCCCCAAAGAAAAGAGUUCAUCAAUUCAAAAUCAAUGCCUCAAGUGGAGAAGAAGGAGGAGAAUUAAAGCCGAAAGAGAAGAAAAAGUUUAUUACAAGAGAACAAGAACCUGAACAGUAUUGGCAAACAGCAGGAGAAAGAGAAGGGGAGAAUCCGAUGAUGACACCUCUGCCAUAUAUCAUAAUUUUUGGCAUGUCAACUCCAUUUGUGAUCCUAGCCAUUGCUUUUGUUAAUGGUUGGAUUAAGGUACCAAUCCGAUGAGAAAUUAUAGCAAGAUCAAUGACAUUAUUGUUGGUUUUGGUUCAGUUUAUAUAAUGCAGUCAUUUCUGUCAAAGACAUGAGUAUAUAUAUGUAUUUGUACACUAACUUUGAUUACCUAUCUUAUGCAUAUUCUUCAAAACCAA